GAAAAUUUUUAACUUAAGGCUUCUUAUUUUUUCAAAAGUUUUAAAUUAUCUAAAUUAAAGUAUUAAAUUUUAUGAAGGAUUUUAAAUUACAAUGAGUGGAUACCCUAACAACAGUGGUUACUUUGAAAGGUUGCUUAAAUACGCGUCUGUCGCUGGUAUAUCUAGGGAUAUUGUUAACUUUAAAAAGAUGUGCCGAUUAUGUAUGUUCGAAAGCGAAGAUCAAGAUAAUUUAGAUUCCUUUAUACAAGUUGAUAUGGCUGAUACCAUUGGAACUCAAUUUAGCAAUAAACAAUCAAUUUCAUUUAUUUUAAAAAAUGUGAUAGGUCUCCCUAUAAGUACUUUUAGAGACAGAGACAUGCCCCAACAAAUUUGCCGAAAAUGUAUUGUUAGAAUUGGAGAAUUAUAUGCCUUUCAAAUUCAGUGUCAUAAGAUAGAUUACUUGUAUAAAGAAUUACGACAAAUAAUGAAAUAUUAUUACUUAGAUUAUGAUGGGCAAAAUUAUUAUUCUGAGGAAAUUGAUGAAUAUGGUGAUAAUUUCGAGGUCGAAUAUUUAGAAGAUAAUGUACAAGCUUACGAGGUUGUUGAAACUUUAGAUCAAUACGAAAAUGAAUCAAAUGCUGCCGGAAGUAGAGAGUCAUAUGAAAAAACAAAUCAAAGUGAAGAAACAAAAAGACCCUUUACUCCCGAUUUUCCUGAAAUUAUUGAAUGUUGCUUUUGUAAGCAAACUUUUGGAACAAAAAAAGCUAGAAAAAGACAUUUAAAAACAACUCAUUCUGGGAUUCAGUAUGCACCAUGCAUGUUGUGUCCGAAAAUAUUUUCGACCCGGUCCAGUUGCUCACGACAUAUGUUAAAAUUUCAUGGCGAAAAUACAAGAAAAGUAUGCCAAAUAUGUUUCAAAGUUAAACUUAAUAGAGAAGAAAUGAAGGUGCACUUAGAAACUCAUAAAAAAAAACCAAACCUGCAAGUUGUUGAAAACAAGGACCCUCUUGAAAUUAAAAAUGAUAAAGUAAAUACAGAAAAUAAAAUUGAUAUUACGGAUAAAGUUGAUUCUAUCGAAGAAGCCUUAGCAAAUAUUUUAGAUACAAGUACUGGAGAUCAAGAUCAUGACAACGGUGAAAGUGAAAAUUUUACUGAACUAUCUGAUAAAGCAUACCGAUGUCCUAAUUUAGAAUGUCGCAAUAAUUUUAAAACUAACGUAACAUUUUUAAAUAAUACCAAUGAAGGUGGCCUUUUAGCAGAAUGUCUUAAUUGUCAUCUCCAAUAUCCAAUAAAAACAUGUGAACUCGAUUUAGAACCUGAUGCAUUUGUUUCAUCGAUAGAAAUAAAUGAUGACAAGGCUUUCCAAAAAAAUUUCAUUGAAUUAACGGCAACCAUCGAUAGAGAAAAAGAUGACACACAAAAUGAGUCUUAGCCUUAAGUAACCGAUAUCUAGCAUUUUUAUUUUAAACAUUUUUUUUUUUCAAAUUGUAUAGUUCUUAAGCUUAACUUAAAAAUAAAAAAACUAGCAAAAUGUUUGAAAAUAACAAAGAAAAUAAAUGUCUUUUAUAACCAUCAUUCAUACAAUUUAAGAUGACCCAAGAAACAUCUGCUUUGCAUUCCGAAUUUUUGUUUGGAAUUUAUAAUGAAAAUUUGAAGGUAUCCCUAAAGAGUUCCCAGUUUCAAAUUCGAAUGUUUUUUUUUCACCUAUGCAACUCCAACAAAUAU
This is a messenger RNA of Condylostylus longicornis, 1704 nucleotides long. RefSeq lists its product as uncharacterized. Gene Ontology annotation, biological process: regulation of DNA-templated transcription. Gene Ontology annotation, molecular function: DNA-binding transcription factor activity, RNA polymerase II-specific; RNA polymerase II cis-regulatory region sequence-specific DNA binding; zinc ion binding. The coding region runs from base 92 to 1411 and encodes 439 amino acids. NCBI's taxonomy places the organism in Eukaryota, Metazoa, Arthropoda, Insecta, Diptera, Dolichopodidae. The transcript is spliced from 5 exons. The record is from RefSeq and is a predicted model, not a curated record. Gene Ontology annotation, cellular component: nucleus.